AUGCAUGGACUUUCGCGUCUUACAAGAUUCGGCACCCUUGGGCUGACAUAUCAUCGCCAUUUCAUUCGUUCCCAUGGCACCCUACAGCACAGUCUUCGGGUUCUCGAUGUACCGCAUAUUUCUUGGGCUCGUGAUCCUGGACAUUUUUACGAAGUUGCAGCAGAGCUUCAGACUUCCGGUCUGCUCAAGAUCCGUCUAGGCUUUCCCGAUGACUCUUGUGACUACCUUCGGGAUCUUAUCCUGAGUAUGCACAAACAACAGGGUCAUCGCUUGCCAAUUGCUCACAGUGCGACAAGAGGCUGGUUUUGGGAUGUGCGGCCUAAACCAGCCGCUCAUACAGGAGCUCAUCAUGCUCGGUCUGAAACUAUGAGUGAGUUCUCAUGGCACACCGACUGUAGCUAUGAGGAUCCACUGCCGAGAUACUUCGCGCUCCAGGUCCUACAACAUGAUCGGUAUGGAGGUGGCACGCUGUAUGCGAUGAACGUAGCUAGCCUCAUUGAAUUCCUCUCAUCGGAAACACGAAAAGCCUUGAUGGCACCCGAGUUCCGGAUGAAAAUUCCACCCGAGUUCAUCAAAGACCCCGAGAAAUCAUUUAUUACUGGCAGCAUUCUCGCCCCAGAUCGCUACUCGACUAUUAUUCGCUACAGAGGGGACAUUGUUACACCACUGACCACUCGGGCAGAGCAAGCUUUGGAAGAGCUGAGAGCAGUAUUGGUGCGACGUGAAGUGCAGGCCCACUCAACGAUGCAUCUGAGGUCGUCCGACCUGCCAAAGGGGUCAAUUCUCUUGAUGGAUAACCGCCGAUGGAUGCAUGCGCGGAAUGGAAUCAACGAUCCCGAGCGCCACCUUCGGAGGGUGAGAUGGGAUGCAAGACCUUUCAAUAUCUCCAAUCAUUAG
Molecule: messenger RNA, 897 nt
Organism: Fusarium odoratissimum NRRL 54006
Lineage: Eukaryota; Fungi; Ascomycota; Sordariomycetes; Hypocreales; Nectriaceae
Exons: 1
Coding region: 1-897 (298 amino acids)
Source: RefSeq, a predicted model, not a curated record